UUGCUUAUUAGUAGCCCUUUGAUUUUUACACAAGUUAUAUUGAAAUUUAUGUUUGACAAUAUUGGUUUAAACAAAGUGAUCCUAAAACUGAAAAUAAAUUGGGUUGACUGUGAAAAAUUGUUUUAAAAUGAAGCAAAUCUGUUUAUGCUUGAGUCUAUUAGUUUUUCAUGUAAAUGCGCUGGUUGUACCAAACACAACCCACAUUCCUGGUCACCAUUUAGAACGUAUUAGCAGACAGUUGCUUGAUCCUAUUUCCAGUGGUGAUCCUUCAUUCAUGGCAGUGGUUAUUCAUGGAGAAUGCGAGCAUUUGUGCGGAGGAGUUUUCCUGACACCCCAACAUAUCCUGACACUUUCAGAUUGUGUUAGAAAAGACAAAAACAAGAUUAAAAUAUACCCAAAUAUUCCCUAUUAUUUGCCUCAUUGCGAUGAAGAUCACACCGUUUUCCCCAUUGAUAAAGUAAUUUUUAUGCCUGGUUAUGACCCAAAAUCACACGAUAAAUCACAUGCAACCAGUUUGGCCAUAGUUCAUCUGGAAAAACCAGUGACCACAGUAAAGAACAUUUCGGUCAAUCAUGAUAAUUUUGACGCCAACCAGGAAACAAUUUUGUUCACUUUGGGUAUCAAUAGACCACUCCAUGUUGAUGAUUUUGUUGAUCCACAAAAGUGUCAAACUUUAUGGCCAGAAGGUGGACCAGUAAUUUGUGGUUCUCUUCGUGAUAAAGGCACACCACACAAAUGUACUCUGGUUCCCGGUCUGCCUUUGAUUAUUAAUCAUAAAGGUCAAGCCUACCUUAAAGGCCUUUUUGUAGAUCCUUUGAGUUGCCCACCGAAAGAUGUGGUUUACGUUAAUGUAACAGCUCAUUUAAAUUGGAUCCUAUUGGCAACUAAACCCGUCACUGGCCAACGUGAUUCAAGUAAUGGCCCAUUGGUUAUGAGAAAAGUCCAUCCACCAAUCUAUCCUGAUCUCCAUGUCCAUAGAGUCUGGCCUUUUGCACCCCCUGAACAUCAUACUACUGAUAAUAGUCAACACAACUCGAGUGCUAAUCAUGUAGGACAAGGUUGCAUUUGUAAUUGUGAAAAGUAUCGAUCCAACAAUUCCUAUUCUUUGUAUGGCGACAAUGACGAUCCAUUUCAACCAACAGAAAGAAGCAACAAUAAUAAUAACAAUAAUAACGGUGUUCAUGGCGGUGUUCACAAUCAAAAUCAAAAUCAUAACGACUAACUAAUCGUAAUGUUCAACAUUUAAACUAACUUCAGCACACAAAAAUAGUACUGAUCGAAAAAAUGUCUAAAAUAGUCUGUUUUUAAUGAAUUGAUGUAACUAAAAACCAUAAAUAAAUUAAUAAA
Tetranychus urticae (two-spotted spider mite) is the source of this 1347-nucleotide messenger RNA. Its product is annotated as snake venom serine protease Dav-KN-like. Lineage: Eukaryota; Metazoa; Arthropoda; Arachnida; Trombidiformes; Tetranychidae. Gene Ontology annotation, biological process: proteolysis. Gene Ontology annotation, molecular function: serine-type endopeptidase activity. The record is from RefSeq and is a predicted model, not a curated record.